Molecule: messenger RNA, 708 nt
Organism: Aspergillus bombycis
Lineage: Eukaryota; Fungi; Ascomycota; Eurotiomycetes; Eurotiales; Aspergillaceae
Exons: 2
Coding region: 1-708 (235 amino acids)
Source: RefSeq, a predicted model, not a curated record
AUGGUGACUGCUUGCUCGGCAACGGGCGGGUCAAAUGAUGGAUUCAAGUUUCAAUACUCGUUGAACGACGGUGAGACUGCUGUAGGCUGUUGUCCAAGCGGCUAUUCCUGUGGACAUGAUGGUCAGGAUCAAUAUCAAACAUGCCAGUCCGUUUACGUUACUGGCUCUUUCCCAGUUGUGCAAUGCAAGUCCGGCUCGAGCAAUGGCUAUACGUAUCAAACAGUCCCGGCGACUGUCACGGCCACCACAUCCGAAUCCGUGACGGUGACGCACACAAUCUCUGCGUACACUGUUAGAGCUCCCAUGAUCCAGAUCAACCACAUGGCAACUGACUUGCCGACAUCGACGCAACCCCCUCCCACCCCAUCCGACUCGUCUUCGGGAAUACAGGUCAGCGCCUCCAUAUCGGCGCAUUUGUCGCCUGGUGCGAAGGCCGGAAUCAUCGUCGCUGCAUGCUUAGGCGCAAUUGUAUUAUUGGGGUUGAUUGCAUGGCUAUGGUUCAGGUGUGGGUCACGGAGAAACAACGCUGCUUCGGCCAAGUCAGAGAUCGGUGAUUCUCAGAUCCCACCUAUUCCAGUCACGAACAAUGGCAUGUCGCAAGUGCCACCGGCUAAUAGACCGAAAUCCGAGUUGCCAGAACACCACACUGUUUCCGAGUUGGAUGGUUCACAGAUUUCAGGGCAUGGGAAUCUCGUAGGUCCCGGUUGA